Notolabrus celidotus (New Zealand spotty) is the source of this 5788-nucleotide messenger RNA. Its product is annotated as complement C3-like. The transcript has 42 exons. Bases 1 to 5235 code for a protein of 1744 amino acids. Gene Ontology annotation, molecular function: endopeptidase inhibitor activity; protein binding. Gene Ontology annotation, cellular component: extracellular region. The record is from RefSeq and is a predicted model, not a curated record. Lineage: Eukaryota; Metazoa; Chordata; Actinopteri; Labriformes; Labridae.
AUGGGUCUCUGGACGCUGCAAAACUUUGUAUUCCUCGUGUUUCUCUGCAAGGCCGACGCACAGUUUGACCCUGCUAGACGCCAGCCCUGGCGUGAAAGGUUCAUCCUGCUGGCUCCAGACCUGCUGAGAGCAGACAGCGAGGAAAACAUCUACCUGCAGGCUAAUGGUGUGUCUAACCCCGUCACCGUCUCCAUCACCAUCCGGGACUUUGGCAAGACCGCCAUGCUCCUGCAGGACUCUGUCAUACUCAACCAGGAGAAUGGAUACCACACUCUCAAAUCUAUACAGCUUUCCUCUACCCUCUUGAACCGGGAGGAGAAGAAGAGCACGUUUGUGUACCUGACGUUGAACUUUGGGGGGCUCUAUAUUGAGGAGAGGGUUAUAAUGGUGACUUUUCACUCAGGAUACAUCUUCAUCCAGACGGACAAACCCAUCUACAACCCUGGAGACACUGUUCGUUUCAGAGCCUUUGUGUCAUCUCCGUCUUUUAAGGCGUUUGAGAACUCAAUCACAAUAGAUAUCCAGAAUACAGACGGUGUGGUGGUUAAACAGAUCUUCAGGGUCAGAGCUGUUGACGGCGUCUACAAAAAUACUUUUCCACUCUCUGAUAUUGUCAAGGAGGGAACGUGGAAGAUGAUUGCAAAGUUUGAUGACUGGCAGCAGAACAAAUUCACCUCCAAUUUCGUGGUGAAGAAAUAUGUUCUUCCUUCCUUCAAUGUAACCUUGACUCCCACAAAGUCCUUCCUCAGCCUGGAUGACACCGAGCUGUCUGUGGAGAUUUCAGCAAGGUACCUGUAUGGGGAGCCGGUCCAGGGAACAGCCUAUGUUGUAUUUGGAGUGAAGAUCAACAAUGAGAUGAGGAGGUUGCCUUCAGUCAAGCAGGUUUCAGAUCUGGAUGGAGGAACUGUGAGUCUGAGCAUGGAGGAGAUAAAGAGUGCUUACCCCGACAUCAGGUCCUUGGUGGGAAACUCCGUGUACGUCAAAGCCUCUGUGCUCACCACGUCCGGCAGUGAUCUGGUCGAGGCAGAGAAGACUGGCAUUAAAAUAGUGGAGUCUCCCUUCGUGUUAUCCUUCAAAGACAUGCCACAGUUCUUCAAACCGGGCCUGCCCCUUGACUUCACAAUCCAGGUGAGCAAUCACGACGGUUCCCCGGCUCGUAACGUUCUCGUGAAGCUGAACAUGUUGCAGACGCCAAUGAUCAUCACCGGCAGCGCCAGAGUCACCGUCAACAUGGGGAGUGUGCGCGAAGAAAAUAUCAUUGCUGAGACCAUCCAGCCUGGCCUGGCGCCAGAGAAGCAGGCCAAACAUCAGUUCAGAGUAUUAGCGUACCAGAGCUCUAACCGCCGUAAGCAGAACUACCUGUACAUCUCCACAGGGACCAACACGGUGUCUGUGGAAGACAGACUGUCCCUGGAUCUGACCAUCAAAACAGCAGAGCCGACUAUGAGAGAUUCCAUUAAGUACAUCACAUACCUGGUGGUGAACAAAGGUAAAAUCAUUUCAGCUGACCGUGUGGAUGUGACCGGUCAUUUCGUCACCAGUAUUGGACUGACGAUCACACCGGAGAUGUUGCCUUCGUUCCGUUUUGUGGCGUUUUACAGCGUCCGGGCGGGCCAAGAGGAGGUGGUGCCGGACUCCAUCUGGGUGGAUGUGGUAGAUUCCUGCGUCGGAGGGCUGAAAGUGGGGCCGAACGGUACACCUCGAGACUACCGGCCGGGAAGUACGUUAAGUUUUCAGGUCAGAGGUGAUCCGGGAGCAAAGGUCAGCAUGGUCGCGGUGGACAACGCUGUGUUCCUGCUCAACAAGGACCGACUCACACAGAGGAAGCUCUGGGACUUGGUGGAGCACAGAGACAUCGGCUGCACACACGGGGGAGGCAGAGAUCCCGGGGCGGUGUUCUCAAAUGCAGGGCUGCUCUUCUCCUCCAGCGGCGGGUUCAAAACCCCAACCAGACAAGUCCUGCAGUGCCCGGGAAGUUCCAGAAGGAGGCGCUCUGCUGAACUGCUGAAACGUAAAGCCCAGCUGGAGGAUCAUUACAAAGAGAAGCUGCAGCGUCGCUGCUGUAAGGACGGCCUCAGGGAGAUCCCCAUGCAGUACUCCUGCACCAGACGCUCCUUCUACAUCACAGAGGGCUGGGAGUGCAUCCGAGCCUUCCGUUACUGCUGUGCUACCUACAGGGACCAAGAGUUUGACACCCAGAUCCCCACAACCCCUCCGCCCUUUACCACAGUUCCACCUACCACCACACCUCAGCCUACAAGACGCCGCAUACCAAUCGUGGCCUAUGGCAGAGUUUUAGAGACGUCUCCACAAAGAAUACCCCUCUCUCGGCAUAACUUUGAGUGGGGAAUGGCAGUGGCAAACAAACCAAGGAGUCAACCUCAGUUGGAAUAUAUCACAACGUCUAAAAUGGCAGAAAAAGAAGCAGUGCUUGAAACAAGGACGAUGGUGAUGGAGGAGGAGGAGGAGGAUUACGGGUACGAAGAUUACGAUGAGGAAGAGUAUCUGGAUGAGACUCAGGUGUAUCUGCGAGCCAAGUUCUAUGAAUCCUGGUGGAUGGAAGUGGACCUGCCCACGGAGACAGACAAAGACGGGUUUGCCUCGAUGACCGUAAACCAUCCCUUACCUGACAGCAUCACAGAGUGGGGAGUUCUGGCGGUCAGUUCAUCGGCUCAUACAGGUUUCUGCGUCGCUGAGCCGUACAACGUCAAAGCAUGGAAGGAGUUCUUUGUGGACCUGAAGCUGCCGUAUUCAGUGGCGAGGAACGAGCAGGUGGAGAUUAAAGCUGUGGUCCAUAACUACGGCUAUGAGGAGCUGCAUGUGAGGGUGGUGCUGAUGAAGACAGAAGGCAUAUGCAGCGUCGCCUUCAAGGACAGACACACACAGGAAGUGACGCUGGCGCCCGGUGCCUCUGUGGUGGUGCCUUACACCAUUGUUCCUCUGGUGGUGGGGAAGCUUCCUCUGGAGGUGAUGGUGGUCGGCAGGGACAUGAUGGGAGGAGAUCGCAUCCAGAAGCCUCUACGGGUAGUGAUGGAUGGAGUGCAGAAGACUGAAGUUUGGAGUGCUGUGUUGAACCCAUCGGCUGAGGGAGGAACACAAACACUCCGUGUGGGGAAGAUUGAACUGGAGUCCGUUGUGCCAAACUCUGUCCCAGAAACAUUCAUCAAUGUCAGAGGAAACGUGUUAGCAGACAGCAUCGAUAACUCCAUCAGUGAGGACUCUCUGGCCUCUCUGAUCCGGAUGCCCGGUGGCUGUGUGGAGCAGAACUUGGCAUCGAUCACCCUGCCGCUCAUCGCCACUCUCUACCUGGAUCGAACAAAUAGUUGGGAGAGUGUAGGGGUGCUGCGGAGAGCCGAGGCUCUGCGAUACAUCAGGAGAGGCUAUGAGAAGCAGCUCGCAUACAGAAAGAGCGAUGGCUCUUACCCCCCCUACAGGAGAGAAGGAGCAAGUACAUGGAUCACAGCAUACGUGGUUAAAGUUUUCUCCAUGGCUCACUCCAUCGUUGGCAUCAAUGAGCAGCAGGUGUGUGAACCUCUGCUCUACCUGGUGAAGAACAAACACCAUCAGAGAGGGAGUUUCAGGGAGGACAACCCAGUGUACAGCACCACCAUGAUGGGGGGUGUUCGUGGCGAUGAUCCUGAGAUAACCCUGACAGCAUUUGUGCUCAUCGCGCUCGCUGAGGCCAAGCAGGCCGGGAUCCAGUGCAUCGAUCCUAAAUUUGACACAGAGGCAGUUAUCCGUAAGACAGCUGAUUACCUGACCAAAGCUCUGGUGAAGUUGGGGAGGAGACCGUACACCGUGGCGAUCGCCUCAUAUGCGUUGGCUCUGCUGGGGAAGGAUAAGCGCCACAACCCGACACAAAACCUACUCAGAGCGUCUCGAGCUGGUCACUGGCCUGACAAACACAACCACUUGUUCUCGCUGGAGGCGACCGGCUACGCUCUGCUCGCUCUGGUCAAGCUGGGAGAAAUGGAGAGAGCAGCAGUGGCGUUCAAAUGGCUCAACAGCCAGCGGAGGGGAGGAGGAGGCUACGGCUCCACUCAGUCUACCAUGGUGGUGCUGCAGGCGCUGUCAGAGUACCUGAUCCACCAACCUCCUCCUGCCGACCUCAGCUUGAAUGUGGACGUCAGGAUAACGGGACGCAGGGAAAUCCGCUACCAUUUCAACCCCACUACCGCCUACGCUGCUCGAUCCUCCAGGUUGCCUGCUGAUCUUGAUUUGGAAGUGGAAGCUCAGGGGAACGGACAGGGAAUACUGGAGGUGGUGACGUAUUACAACCAGCUGCAUGAGGUGGAUGAGAAAAUGCCCUGCCAGCACUUUGAGCUCAACGUCACUAUCGAGGAAUCCAGCGAGAAGCCUCCAGCAGAUGUGGAAAAAUCCUACCAGAUCACCAUCAGAGUGAGGGCUUUGGGACCCCGGGAUGUCAGGAUGGUGGUUUUGGAUAUAAGUCUACCAACUGGCUUCACUCCUGAGAACUCAGACCUGGAGAUGUUGUCCAACUCAGUGGAUCGUUACAUCAGCAACUUCCAGAUUGUUGAUAACCUGAGUGACAGAGGCUCGCUCAUCCUGCACCUGUUCAAGGUGUCUCACAAAGAGCCAGAGAUCCUGAUCUUCAGGCUUCAGCAGAGCUUCAAAGUUGGCCUCCUGCAGCCCUCGUCGGUGACCGUCUAUGAGUAUUACAACCCAGAUCAUCGAUGCAGCCGCACCUACACUCCCAGGGAGGACAGAGAGGAGCUCACACAGAUCUGCAGGGACAACGUCUGUCGCUGCACUCAGGGUGACUGCUGCGUCUCCAAAACCGACAGUGAAAACUUUCCCAACAAAGAAAGAGAGACUUUUGCCUGCAAGAGUUUACACCACGUUUUCAAGGUGAAGGUGGUGAACAUCACCAAGAGUUACUACGACAAAUACGAGUUGGAGAUCGUACAAGCGAUCAAGCUGGGUGUGGAGGCUGGAUUUGAAAUGGGUCAAAACAGGGUUUUCAUGUCUCAUGGAGGCUGCAGAGAUGAGCUCAACCUGAGGGUGGGCUCUGAGUACCUCAUCAUCGGCCCCAAAGAGGACCGAUGGAACAUUGAUAGUGAAACCAACAGAUACGUCUACAUGUUAGGAAAGGACACCUGGGUGGAGCGCUGGCCGUCGUCUGCAGAGUGCUCCAGCAACCCCGGCCUGCAGGCGAAAUGCAACGGCCUGGAUGAAAUUGCAACUGAGCUGUCAGUCAACGGCUGCAGGCUGUAGAGACGCCUCGAUGUCUCAAAGAAGGCGAAAGACUGAACACAAAGUUUCAACGAUAGUCUCGAUCCAGUCCGUGCAAAGAGGACUAAAUGAAACAAGAUGUCUCGCCACAUGCCCGAUCAAUUUUCUAAUGACCAUAAUAAGUAAAAACAAAAAUUCAAAACCACUGUAAGCGAUAGAGCUUUAAUAGAAUAGUUUAAAAACAAAAUUAGAGAGUCAAACUAACAACUCUUGAAAGAAAGAAAGGACACAUUUUUGAUAAAUGGACAGAUCAUACAAGCUGCAUUCUUGCAAAUGGCCAGCAGAGGGAGACAAGCGACUGAUGAAUGUUCCUUUUGCUUCAUAUGGCCUAGAAAUCCCCACAACUUAUGUUCACAAUAAAAAAGCAAGUUGACAACGUGUUAUUCACAUUGUUUGGGGCUAAACUGUGCUCACUGAUAAUAAGAAGCUGAAAAUUAUCUCUUUGAAAACUGUGAGGUUUUCUUAAUGCUGUAUUUGGAGUUAUAUUACAUCAAUUAUUUGCUCAAAUAAACAACACACUUCAUGUAAAUUCAAA